Messenger RNA from Bipolaris oryzae ATCC 44560, 1776 nucleotides. RefSeq lists its product as uncharacterized. The transcript has a single exon. The annotation marks the transcript as partial. NCBI's taxonomy places the organism in Eukaryota, Fungi, Ascomycota, Dothideomycetes, Pleosporales, Pleosporaceae. The record is from RefSeq and is a predicted model, not a curated record.
AUGGAGCCAGAGGACAUUCGCGAUCUUCGGAGUGAUGUAAAUGUCAAUAUCGAUCUACUCACCGCACUAACUGGGCGGCUUACUCGUGACAACACCUUCAAAUUAGUGCGGUACCAAGAAGACAAGGAGCAGCAAGUCAUCCUUGACUGGCUAACACCAACUGACUACGCUCCUCAGCAGAACGACUUCCUCAAGCAGUGGCAAACUGGGUCUGGAAAAUGGCUUCUAGACUCGGCAAAAUUCAAAAGAUGGUCAGAGACCAAGAAUCAGACAUUGUUUUGCCCGGGUAUACCAGGAGCUAGGAAAACAAUCAUCACAUCAAUUGUAGUAGACGAGCUUUCUUCCCGCUUCAAAGAUGAAAGCAACAACGGUAUUGCAUAUAUCUACUGCAACUUCAAACGGCAAAACGAGCAAACGUUGGAAGACCUACUCGCAAGCGUACUGAAGCAGCUAGUUCAAGCAAGAUCUUCUCUUCCGCAAACUGUCAGGUCCCUUCAUGACCGGUAUAGAUCUAUGAAGGCCCGGCCUUCAAUAGAUGACAUCUCCAUGGCACUUCAUUCGGUGGCUGCUGAAUUCUCGCGAGUCUUCAUCCUCGUCGAUGCGCUGGACGAAUGUCGAGUCAAUGACAGCUGCCGAGCGAAGCUACUCUCACAACUCUCACAACUCCAGACCAGUUGUGGAGCGAAUCUUUUCGCGACAUCUAGAUUUAUUCCAGACAUUACAUCGAGAUUUGAACGAGAUACUUGGUUGGAAAUCCGCGCCAGUAAGCAAGACAUGGAUAGAUAUGUAGAAGGGCAUAUCCAUCAACUGCCGCGUUUUGUUGGACGUGAUUCGGAUCUAAAGCAGGAAAUUAGCUCUGAGAUCGUCAAAGCUGUCGAUGGCAUGGAUGCAGCUUCUUACCCUGUUCUUGAAGAUCUCACUAACUGUACUAGGUUUCUACUUGCACAACUUCAUCUCAGUUCUUUAAGAGGAAAAAGGUCCCGAACGGCUAUUCGAGAUGCUCUGAAGAAAUUGCCCACUGGCACGGAAUCAUACAAUUGUGCAUAUUCUGAUGCUAUGACGAGAAUCGAGGGACAGCUACCGGAUGAAGCAACACUUGCGAAGGAAGCUCUAUCAUGGAUCACUUGCGCAAAAAGGCCGUUGACUACCAUAGAGCUUCAGCAUGCUCUUGCUAUUAAGGACGGACAAGUAGAAUUCGAUGAAGACAACAAAUCAGACAUCGAGGAUAUUGUUUCGGUGUGUGCUGGGCUAGUCACUGUUGACGAAGAGAGCGGCAUUAUUCGCUUAGUGCAUUACACAACGCAAGAAUACUUCGAAUGGACGCAAAAGGACUGGUUUCCAACCGCAGAACUAGACAUCAUGGCGAUCUGUAUAACAUAUCUUUCAUUCACGGUCUUUGGAAGGGGACCUUGCAGCACGGACUAUGGCUUUGAGGAACGACUGCAACUAAACCCAUUGUACGACUAUGCCGCCCACUACUGGGGUCACCAUGCCCGUCAGGUUCGGAGUUCACAUUCGAAAAUCAUCGAAUUUUUUCAUCGCGAAAUGAAUGUGGAAGCAGCAUCCCAAGCAAUGCACGCCCGCAAGCGGUUCUCAUGGCAAGAUCGCUAUAGUCACCUAUUUCCGAGGCGGAUGACAGGGCUGCAUUUAUGUGCAUAUUUCGGUAUUAUAGACGUAGCUGUAGCAAUUGUUGGUCUUGCAGAUCUCGACUCGAGGGAUGGAUACCGCCGAACACCGUUAUCGUGGGCUGCCGAAAACGGACACGAAGGUGUAAUC